CACCUCUGGUCUAAUUGAAGUAGAGGAAGAAGAAGGGGCUGAGCUACAGGAGGAGUUAAUAAUGGAGGAGGGAGCAGGAUAUUCCCCUCAAAAAAUUAAAGGGCAAGUGCAAGAAAGAAAAUCUGGUGAUAGCGACCCCUGCAGGAUUCGUGAGGCAAGAACGAAGAGGUCCAGGGAAACCUUCUCACC
Messenger RNA from Pelobates cultripes (western spadefoot toad), 189 nucleotides. The record is from the annotation of a GenBank genome assembly. Lineage: Eukaryota; Metazoa; Chordata; Amphibia; Anura; Pelobatidae.